UUUACUAUUCCAAAGAUUUGUUGAAAUGCAAUUGAUUCAGGGCUAAGUUCCACUUCAUGCUCAACCCAUUGGAUUCAUACAAAUCAUCUUAUCGAUAUCUAUGUUCGCUCUUGAAAGAGUUUGUUUCCUCUUGAAAGAGUUUCUGGUUAUUAGAUACCAUCUUGCAUAAAUUAUCACCGGACGCAUGCAGCGAUCUUUUGCAAGUUCCUCGGGAUGUUUUUGUGUAUAGUAUUCGCAACUACCAUGGAUUGCUCAGAAUUGAUGUGCAACCGUUCAUGAAAACUAUAUAAACCCCCAUAAUCCCAUUGCUGAAUUGAAUCAUUAACAAUGAAAUUAUCCAACUUACUUACUGCUUCAACUGCUCUUGCUCUCACUUCCGCUUCUUCCCCUGGAAUCUGGUAUACUGGGGAUUCGCUGAUUACUGGUAAAGUUAUUAAACAGCAGCAAAAGUGGAACAUCCCUGGAGAUAAGGUGCACGGUUACUACUAUGGUACUCAGUUUUACUUUGAAGGUACCAACGAUGUUGGUUACUCUGGGCCCCAGCCCCGUGUCGAAGGUACCACGAACCAUUUAACCUUCAGUGUUUUUGGACAUGGACCAUUUUCUCACCACCCAAACUGUGGUAGUGGUGCGGAUGGUGGCCCAGGUGUCUCUUGUGCUGUUGACUUUCCUUGGGAGUACGGAAAGAACUAUACAACCGAAGUAGCCCGAACUGCUCAUAACGAUACUGAUGGUAGCAACAGAUGGACAGGUACUUUGAUUGAUGAUGAAACCGGUGACAGAGUUGUUAUCGGUGAGUAUUGGACUCCAAAAAAUUAUUCCUUACUUACUACUGGAGGUGUCACCUUUAGCGAAUUGUACACAUGGCGUCCAACUAAGAGCAAGCCAUGUAUUCCUCGCAACACCUAUAUCGGAUACUAUCCCGUUUAUUACCUGACUGAUGGAAGAAAUUUCACUGCUAGUAUUUACACUUUUGAUAAUAUUGGUGUUCUCGGUGAUGCCUGUGCUAGAGCCGCAAAACAACCUAAUCAACAGGCAUGGACUAUUCCUGGAGGAUUUGUUUUCCUGAAUGGUUUGCUCAACCUGGAGUACGAAGGAAAAGUCACCUUAUAAGGGAGAAUUUUAGGCCCAAUGUCCUAUAUGAGUCAAGUUGAAUAAUGGUCUCACCUCUCUAUUCUCUCAACUUUGUGGAUCAGCUAUAAAGUUGACGGAUAGCUAGCUAGCACCUAAUCCAACAGGGCGAGUAUCUCAAUCCCUCCAACCUGAAUAGGUUUAGUUUAGUAAAUGGAUCUUAAGUUCCUCACCAACGUAUGCGAGACA
Messenger RNA from Suhomyces tanzawaensis NRRL Y-17324, 1320 nucleotides. RefSeq lists its product as uncharacterized. Bases 328 to 1113 code for a protein of 261 amino acids. The record is from RefSeq and is a predicted model, not a curated record. Lineage: Eukaryota; Fungi; Ascomycota; Pichiomycetes; Serinales; Debaryomycetaceae. The transcript has a single exon.